UCAGUGUGGUUAGCUUCUUGUUCUCCUGGAGAGGUUAACAAGUCAGUGGCAUAUUUGCAGCAAAUCAGUGACAGAGCUGACCCUUGGCCGCAGAAACUGUCCCCAUUCCCAGCUUAGGUCCUCAAGAGGGGGGCAGAAUUUUGAGCCUGGCAAAGCACCAGGCACAUUGUUGCAAGCAUAAUGUGUAUGCUGAAACUUUUAAAAUCAUACCCUACUUCUUCAGACACGUAUUGUUACUAAAGCUACAUUCCUAGAUGAGGCUGCUACCUCCUAGGCUAGCCCGCCCCUCCAGUGCUUGCAAAAGAGGAGGGCAAGGGAGAAAGGCAAGAGAACUGAGACAUGCCUGUGACUUCAGCUGAUUGUCUCUGCCUGGGGUAUUUAUAAGCCGCAUACUGGCGGGCUGGGGUGGGCAGUUGGCUCACCCUGACCUUGGGAGCUGGGAAGCCUGACUAGCAUUCCUGGGAGCCAUGUGAGCCAGACUGGCAGGCGCAGCUGUAGCCAAUGGGGGGGCCCAGCAGUGGCUGCUCAGAUUGAGUUUCACUCCCGUCGCUUGAGAUUAUUCUCUUUCUCUCCCUGUUGUGUUUUUCCUCUUUGUUUAUGGGAUUGGACAGCCGAAUGCAUUGACAGAGUCUUAACAAGCAAGACGUUUGCCUAAUGGAUUUGGGAUUCUGCCUUCAGUGCUGAACAACCACUUCUUGCCAUUGCUUACCAUAGCUCCAGCCCCGUUACAUGGCUGGGCUUUUAUGGCUCCAAGCUUUCUGAGCGCACAACCCGCCCUCCUGUAUUAGGGCAUUUUAUGUUGUGUUCUCUCUCGGGUACUUCCUUUUUGCUCUCCUUAGAGGUUAGUAUAUGAGGCUUUUUAAUGUAUGGGAGAUGGGUCAGGACCAGACAAAGCAACAGAUAGAAAAAGGACUCCAUCUUUACCAGUCUAAUCAGACCGAAAAGGCCCUGCAAGUCUGGAUGAGGGUUUUGGAGAAGUCUGCGGAUCCUGCUGGCAGGUUUCGGGUUUUGGGUUGCCUCAUCACUGCUCAUGCAGAGAUGGGCAGAUACAAAGAUAUGCUGAAGUUUGCAGUGGUACAGAUUGACACAGCACGGGAGCUGGAAGACCCAGAUUACCUUACAGAGGGCUACCUAAACCUGGCUCGCAGCAAUGAGAAACUCUGUGAAUUCCAGAAAACAAUAUCUUACUGUAAGACAUGCUUGAACAUGCAGGGUACCACUGUGAGCCUGCAGCUGAAUGGCCAGGUGAGCCUCAGCAUGGGCAAUGCAUUCCUGGGCCUCAGUGUUUUCCAGAAGGCUUUGGAGUGCUUUGAGAAAGCUUUACGCUAUGCACACAACAACGAUGACAAGAUGCUGGAGUGUCGAGUCUGCUGUAGCCUCGGGAACUUCUAUGCCCAGAUAAAGGACUACGAGAAAGCUUUAUUCUUCCCAUGUAAAGCAGCGGAGCUGGUGAAUGAUUACGGGACAGGCUGGAGCUUGAAGUACCGUGCAAUGAGCCAGUACCACAUGGCAGUGGCCUAUCGGAAGCUGGGGCGCUUGGCAGAUGCCAUGGACUGCUGUGAGGAGUCCAUGAAGAUUGCCCUUCAGCAUGGUGACCGGCCUCUGCAAGCGCUGUGUCUGCUGUGCUUUGCUGAUAUCCAUCUCUGUCGCAAAGAUGUGCAGACAGCCUUUCCUCGGUAUGAUUCUGCCAUGAGCAUCAUGACAGAGAUUGGAAACCGCCUGGGACAGAUCCAGGUGCUGCUAGGAGUGGCUAAGUGCUGGAUGAUCCAGAAGGAGCUGGACAAGGCUCUGGAAAGCAUUGAAAAGGCACAGGAGCUGGCAGAGGGACUAGGGAACAAGCUUGGCCUGCUGAAGCUCCACUGCCUGUGUGAAAGGAUCUAUCGCACAAAGGGGCAGCAGCGAGAAUUGCGUGACCAUGUAGUGAAGUUCCAUGAAUGUGUGGAGGAGAUGGAGCUGUACUGUGGCAUGUGCGGAGAGUCAAUUGGGGAGAAGAACAACCAGCUCCAGGCCCUGCCUUGCUCCCACUUCUUCCACUUGAAGUGCCUGCAGACCAACGGGACCCGCGGCUGCCCCAACUGCCGCCGCCUCUCGGUGAAGCCGGGCUACGUCUGAGCGCCGCCGGGACGCGGCCGGGGGUCCCCCCGGGCUUCCCCUCAGCGUCGCCGCGCCAGGGCCGCGCUGCCUCCGCU
Messenger RNA from Cygnus olor (mute swan), 2189 nucleotides. It is a transcript of the gene RAPSN, whose product is annotated as receptor associated protein of the synapse. Bases 850 to 2112 code for a protein of 420 amino acids. Gene Ontology annotation, molecular function: protein-membrane adaptor activity; acetylcholine receptor binding. Gene Ontology annotation, cellular component: synapse. Lineage: Eukaryota; Metazoa; Chordata; Aves; Anseriformes; Anatidae. The record is from RefSeq and is a predicted model, not a curated record. The transcript has 8 exons. Gene Ontology annotation, biological process: chemical synaptic transmission.